GGCGGGGGGAGGCCCGAGCCUGGGAGUCACCAAAGGGGAGGCGUGGCCGCUGUGUGCUCUACCGGGCGGUCUCUGGGGCCAUCCGCGUGUGGGGCUGCGCCUGAGUGCAUGCGUGUGAGCUUGUGCUUGUGCCUCCGUGUGCUGGGCACGACCGUGCGCGCCGGUGCUCGCCUGUCCCUGCACGGGCACAUGCACACACUGCCUUGUGAAGACGCUUCGGGGUUAGGGAUCCCUGUGCUUCUGUGUACCUGGGUUUCUUUGCAUGGGGGGACACAUCCCCUAGGCAGCAUCAUGGGCAUGUCGUGAGUGACAGACGCAUAUCUAAGUUAGCAUGCAAGAUUAGAAGCACAAGGGCGUCCUGGAGGAGUCUGAAGUGCGCUUCUAACCGGAUUCACAUGUUUUUCCACGCGCCGCUGAACAGAAUGUACCUUUGUGUCAGCAUGAGCUGAAAAGGGAAACGCAGCCUCUGGAGCUGGAGUGGGACUGUGUGGAAUUCUGGAACAUUUCUCACUGCUCAACCACAGCCUGUUGAAGCUGGGAAGCGCUUUGGAUAUUUUUCAGUCCAGCCCUUUGUCUAACAAAUGAGGAAACUGAGGCCCCCCAAAAAAGAGGCUAAGCUUGCUAUCGCAAGUGCUCUGUACUUUCCCUACUUAAUCCUCUCAAUCGUUUGAGGCAGGUGAUAGUAAUUCCCUUUUACAGACAAGAAAAGUGAGGCCUGUCGCACCAGAAGAAAAAGAUAUCAGCAGGGAUUUCCGCCCACUCUGCCCAGCUUCAACGUUCACGGUCGUCCUUCCAUGCAGGGCUCUUCCAAGUGUAGCCCUGGGAGCCCGGGGGUCCUUGAGAACCUUUCAGGAAGUCUCUGAGGAACUCAAGACCUUCACUUGGUUGGUGUGAGCACUCCAGGAGGCGGGCACCCUCCCUCAGCCCUCAAGCAAGCAAAAAUGAGUUUAAAAAUGAAGGAGAAGAAGCAGCAGCAGCAGCCGCCGCCACAGAGCUUGUGACAGCUACAGCCUAAGGGCAACAGGCAGGGGAGACCAAGGACCAGAAAGAGCAGAGGCUUUUUCAAAAAAAGAGACCCCUCUCCCAGCACCCAGCGAUGGCGGCAAGCCCCACCCACAGUGUCUGCUAAGAACAAGGCCCCCGUGAGGACAACACGGCCCCCCGAGAUGCCCACAGGGACCCUGAGAUGCCUGCAGUACUUGGCUCUCCCACUGGCCAGCUGCCCACCUGGCUCAGGCCCAGUACUCACCCUGGUCACACCUGGGAGAGGAGGAGAGGAGAGCAUAGCACCUGCAGCAAGAUGGAUGUGGGCAGCAAAGAGGUCCUGAUGGAGAGCCCGCCAGACUACUCCGCAGCUCCCCGGGGCCGAUUUGGCAUUCCCUGCUGCCCUGUGCACCUGAAACGCCUUCUCAUCGUGGUGGUGGUGGUGGUCCUUGUCGUGGUGGUGAUUGUGGGAGCCCUGCUCAUGGGUCUCCACAUGAGCCAGAAACACACAGAGAUGGUUCUGGAGAUGAGCAUUGGGGCGCCUGAAGCCCAGCAACGCCUGGCCCUGAGUGAGCACCUGGUUACCACUGCCACCUUCUCCAUCGGCUCCACUGGCCUCGUGGUGUAUGACUACCAGCAGCUCCUGAUCGCCUACAAGCCAGCCCCUGGCACCUGCUGCUACAUCAUGAAGAUAGCUCCAGAGAGCAUCCCCACUCUUGAGGCUCUCACUAGAAAAGUCCAGAACUUCCAGGCCAAGCCCGCAGUGCCUAGGUCUAAGCUGGGCCAGGCAGAGGGGCGAGAUGCAGGCUCAGCACCCUCCGAAGGGGACCCGGCCUUCCUGGGCAUGGCCGUGAGCACCCUGUGUGGCGAGGUGCCGCUCUACUACAUCUAGGACGCCUCAGGGUCAGUGGAAGCCCCAAGGGGAAAGGAAACGCCCCGGGCAAAGGGUCUUUUGCAGCUUUUGCAGACAGGCAAGAAGCUGC
Molecule: messenger RNA, 1967 nt
Organism: Pongo pygmaeus (Bornean orangutan)
Lineage: Eukaryota; Metazoa; Chordata; Mammalia; Primates; Hominidae
Gene: SFTPC
Product: surfactant protein C
Exons: 8
Coding region: 1187-1876 (229 amino acids)
Biological process (GO): respiratory gaseous exchange by respiratory system
Cellular component (GO): alveolar lamellar body; extracellular region
Source: RefSeq, a predicted model, not a curated record